CGAAUAAUGGCAACCCGACGCUUCGAUGUCGCGGGCAAUUUCAUCGAGCCCUCGAUUGGCGAUGACGCUACCACGUCAGGUGACUUGCGGGCGCCGUAUGAGAUCGCCAGGUUACCUACCAUGGAGAUGAUGCUGAGUGUGCCACCAGAGUUUAUCGUUCGACACGUCCACCUGGGUGCAGAAGCCGAGUUGCUGCUGCACAUAGGCGACCUUGGAGCAAAGCUGGACAACGUUCUGGAAGUGACCUUGGAGCAGGCAAGCGACUACGCUCGUUGCCAUUCCAUUUUGAAGGCCUCCGUGCAGUCUUCGAUGUCGAACGGGCUCUACGUCUCGGAAUCCGUAACUCGGCACCACGCUGCCUUAGGCAUCGACGCCACAAACCUCACGCUUCUCGACAGCCAUGUCCACGCUGUCCUGGAUCAAUUGGCCGCAGAGCAAAAUAAGUUGCGGCGAUUCUUGGCCACGAAUCGAAUGUUCGUGCACGAGCUCGAGGCCUCGGGCGAGUCUGCCGCGCUGUUGAAGUCCAAAGCCCAAAUCGUGCAAGUGGAAGAGCUGCUAGCCAUGCGCGUCCAGUCCAUUCUCACCAGUCACAUGCCGCUCUCAGUUUGGAAUCCGUUAGAAAUGUGGCCAGACUUUGUCUACUCGCGAGAUUCCCAGGCGACCCACAUCUCAGAGACCGAACACAAGGCGGACGAGUCGUUGUCAUCGUCGUCGUCGCUGUUUGCGGCCACGCGACACCGCGACGACGCGCCCUUGUUCGAUGACAACCCCAUCGUCCAUUAGAUGAGGGUUCGUUCUGUCUUCGGAACGAUCCUUUAGUCAAAACCUUUUUUGAUCGUGAAUCUUUAAAUUUACAGUUAAACA
Aphanomyces astaci is the source of this 864-nucleotide messenger RNA. RefSeq lists its product as hypothetical. The record is from RefSeq and is a predicted model, not a curated record. Bases 7 to 783 code for a protein of 258 amino acids. The transcript is spliced from 3 exons. NCBI's taxonomy places the organism in Eukaryota, Oomycota, Saprolegniomycetes, Saprolegniales, Verrucalvaceae.